Molecule: messenger RNA, 2598 nt
Organism: Diceros bicornis minor
Lineage: Eukaryota; Metazoa; Chordata; Mammalia; Perissodactyla; Rhinocerotidae
Product: transmembrane protease serine 11E-like
Exons: 10
Coding region: 1-1518 (505 amino acids)
Biological process (GO): proteolysis
Cellular component (GO): plasma membrane
Molecular function (GO): serine-type endopeptidase activity
Source: RefSeq, a predicted model, not a curated record
AUGGCCCUGUGGGAAAAAUCACAAGAACGAGGGAGGAGACCAAAUAGAGUCCCUGGAGCCUUCCACUACAUCCCAGUGCCUUCAGCAGGGGCAGAUCCAUGUAGCGAUGACAGCACUAUUGAUUUUUGUGACAAUGUUCCCACAGAACAGAACAUCAAGGCAGAGCCAGGAUGUGAUGAUGAUGUGACAUGGACCAAAAUGAUAAUAUCACUUCCUGGUCCUAUAUUACCAGGAAACAGAGUCCCUUUAGGUUCCAGGCCAGCUGUGGUGAGGGCAAGGAAGAGAGCUUGUUUGGAGCCCUGGGUUAUUGGCCUCAUCACCUUUAUAUCUCUGAUUGUGCUGGCAGUGUGCAUUGGACUCAUUGUUCAUUAUGUGAGAUACAAUCACAGGAAGACCUACAAUUACUAUAGCACAUUGCCAUUUACAAGUAACAAACUAUAUGAUAACUUUGGAAAAGAGGCUUCUAAAAAUUUCACAGAAAUGAGCCAGAAAAUUGAAUUAAUGGUGAAAAAUGUCUUUCAUAAAUCUUCAUUGAGGGGAGAUUUUGUCAAGUGUCAGAUUAUCAAGUUCAGUCAAGAGGAACAUGGAGUGUUGGCUCAUAUGCUGCUGAUUUUUAGAUUUCGCUCUACUGAGGAUCCUGAAACCAUAAAUAAAAAUAUUCAACGUGUUCUACACAAAAAGCUGCGAGAUGCUGUAGGACCCCCUAAAUUACACCCUGAAUCAGUCCAAAUAAAAAAAAUCAACAAGACAGAAACAGACAACUUUCUGAACAAUUGCUGUGGGACACGAAGGAGUAAAACUACAAGACAGGGUCUCAGGAUCGUUGGUGGGACAGAGGUUGAAGAGGGUGAAUGGCCGUGGCAAGCUAGCCUGCAAUGGGAUGGGAUCCAUCGCUGUGGAGCAACUUUAAUUAAUGACACAUGGCUUACGGGUGCUGCUCACUGCUUUAGAACCUAUAAGGACCCAGCCAGAUGGACUGCUUCCUUUGGAGUAACAAUAAAGCCUCCAAAAAUGCAACGAGGCCUCCGGAGGAUAAUUGUCCAUGAAAAAUACAAAUAUCCAUCACAUGACUAUGACAUUGCAGUUGCAGAGCUUUCUAGCCCUGUUCCCUACACAAAUGCUGUACACAGAAUUUGUCUCCCUGAUGCGUCCCAUGAGUUCAAACCAGGUGAUGAGAUGUUUGUGACAGGAUUUGGAGCACUGCAAAGUGAUGGUAACACUCAAAAUCAUCUUCAGCAAGUACAGGUGGAUCUUAUAGACACUAAAACCUGUAACAAACCUCGAGCUUACAAUAAUGCCAUAACUCCUAGAAUGCUAUGUGCUGGCUCCUUGCAAGGAAAAAGAGAUGCAUGCCAGGGUGACUCUGGAGGACCACUGGUUAGUCCAGAUGCUAGAGAUAUCUGGUACCUUGCUGGAAUAGUGAGCUGGGGAGAUGAAUGCGGGCAACCCAAUAAGCCCGGUGUUUAUACCAGAGUGACUGCUUUCCGGAACUGGAUCGCUUCCAAAACUGGUGUCUAAGAGAGAAAAAUCCAGUAGAAUGGAAUGCAUUUUUGUGCAUAGGCCAUUCUUAGAAUUACAGCAGAAGCCUUGCAGGUCACCUGGAUCUGACCGAUCUAACUAAACUGUCUACUUGAUGCAUAUACUUCCUUUCUAGCUCUGCUUCACGCUGAGUAUCCUGCUGCUGCCAGAUGGAUUCUGUCCCAAUUUGCAUUUCUUUGUUUUAUAGAAGUUUUCUGUCAUCAAAAUUUUGGCUUGUUGACGUAAAUUUCUCAUGCAUAAAUACAAUUUGAAGUGACCUCUUCUUCGUUUCCCCAGCUUCUCUCAUCUCAGUAGAUUUCUAUUUUCAAGGUACAGGACAAAGAGUGAAAGGAAAUCUAAAAAUGAAAGAACUACAUUUUGAUGUACAGGAAAGGUGUUUUUUUUGUUUUAAUGGAAUGAGGAAAAUGAUCGUAUUUAUUAUGAAAGGCCAAGUAAACAGACAGUAAAAUACCAAAUACUUCAUGAUGGAGAAAGAAUGGGAAAUAAGUUAAGGAAAUACAGAGAAACCAAGAAAUAGCUUUAUUUUCACUUUCAGCAAACAACUAGAGAGAUAAAUGUGGGGAAGAUUCUGUUUUCUUGUGGCCUACAAUAGCUAUACAAACUUUAUAUAAUGUACUUGUUCUAAAUUAAGGCAAAUAAUAUUUAUUUAGCAUUGCACUGCUGAAGAUAUCAACAUAUAAUAAUAAAAAAUGACUAAAUCACCUAUUUGCUUGACAUUAUAAUAUGACAAUCCAUGAAGAAGGGGAAGAUGGGGAAAAUGUCACUAAUUAAUUUAUUGCAAAUUCUUUUAAAAUCUGAGGCUAGAAUGACAAUUCAUUUAAGAACAACCAGCAUACCUUACGUGGUAGGAUUUUUGUGUGGUUGAAUGAGAGGGAAUGAAGAGAGAAUCAGUCCAAACUAGGAAUGAAAUGGGAUUAUCACUAAGUGCUUGCAUGUUUGUAUUUUAAGCUUUCCCAAACUGCAAAGCCUUGGUGGAAGAAGGUCCAGGUGUUAGUGUGUAGCUGUAGUCACGCAAAUGAACCUAGACCUCAGACCUCCAUUUUGAGAUGAUUGCAGAUC